CGAGCGCUGUGAGGCCGGGAUGGCCCGCUGGCCGCCCCGGGACGACCCGCGGGCAGCGCUGCUUCUCUCCGCUGCCUCAGACACCUGCACCCGGGCUGUCUCCCGAGCAGCGUUCCACGGGUCCCUUGGAGAGUCGAACCUAUUGUUUCAUGUAGCGGGGCCUCUGUGGUUCAGUAAUUGCUACUUGAUUUGACACUCGCUUGAUUUUGUGUGCUGUGGCUGUUGGAGUUCCCUAGUGAACCACCUCUUGCUGUGAAGAUAAUUCUGUGCACCCAGCCUGACAUGUUUGUAUUUCCACUGCAAGGAGUGUCAUGUAAAAACAACGUUUUCAUGUGAAAACAGAAAAUGGCUUCAAGAGGAACAACAGAGACCAGUAAACUAAAACAAAACUUGGAGGAGCAGUUGGACAGAUUAAUGCAGCAACUUCAAGAUCUGGAAGAAUGCAGAGAGGAGCUGGACGCAGACGAGUACGAAGAGACCAAAAAAGAAACUCUAGAGCAGCUGAGUGAGUUCAAUGACUCCCUGAAGAAGAUUAUGUCUGGAGAUAUGACUUUGGUGGAUGAGCUCAGUGGCAUGCAACUGGCAAUACAAGCAGCCAUCAGCCAAGCAUUUAAGACUCCUGAAGUGAUUAGAAUGUUUGCAAAGAAGCAGCCGAGGCAAUUGAGGACAAGGCUGGCAGAGAUGGACAGAGACUUAAUGGUUGGGAAGUUGCCACGAGACCUGUACACCCAACAGAAACUGGAAAUCCUGACUGCCCUCAGAAAGCUUGGUGAGAAGCUCACUGGUGAUGAUGAGAUGUUCUUGUCAACAAAUGCUGGUACAGCCCUGAGCCAGUUUGAGAGAGUCUCCACUGACCUUGGAUCAGGAGACAAAGUCUUUGCUCUUGCAAGUGUUGAAGUAGAAAAGGCAAAGCAAUGAAGAGGUUCGUGAGGCUUGUGUCUCCAGUUAUCAGCAAUAUUGGAUUUUGGUCAUACUGCAUUUGAUUUUUCUAUUUCUAACAUGUUGAAAAAAAGCAAAGCAAAACAAAAACCCAAGCCCUAAAUCUCUUGGGUCCUUAACCAGAAGAUAUGAAGUAAACAGCCUUAAGUGCACUUUGGAACCUUGGUGUCUGUACCCUUUAAGUAAUACAAGCUCUGAGGCUGAACACUAAGUGGAACUCUAAAACAAAAGCAUGGUAUGACUGUCUUUGGAAAGAGUCAGCUGUUUUGAACUUUUCUGAAUGUGUAUUUCUCUAACUAUUAAAACUUAAUCUUUUUGCA
Molecule: messenger RNA, 1259 nt
Organism: Vidua chalybeata
Lineage: Eukaryota; Metazoa; Chordata; Aves; Passeriformes; Viduidae
Gene: LZIC
Product: leucine zipper and CTNNBIP1 domain containing
Exons: 7
Coding region: 346-918 (190 amino acids)
Biological process (GO): negative regulation of Wnt signaling pathway
Cellular component (GO): cytosol; beta-catenin destruction complex; nucleus
Molecular function (GO): beta-catenin binding
Source: RefSeq, a predicted model, not a curated record